UUGUCUUCCACAUUUUUGGGCCGUCUUUUGCACAAUAUCGGACCUUAAAAUGACUAUUGACUAUCAUGCUGACGAGCGGCACAACCAGGAAGUGAAAUUGUUUUAAAAUAUCCCCAGUCGCCUUUUGAUUGGGUGGCUGUGGUGGAAAAGCAGGAAGUUGCUCCUUUCUCUGAGAAAAACGGCCUAAAAAAUGUCAUGGUUAAUAUAUUUGAUAAAUUUGAAAGUUUUUACGUCAAGUCUGAGGUGCUGUACUUGCACCGGAGUAGAAACGAGUGACAUAAAAUGAUGCUUGCUCAGAAACAGCACAAUAGUAACCGAAAACGGAAGAAAUUGCACGGAGUAGCACGUAACAACUCUCGUUAAAGGAGACCGUUUGCUUUUGUUUCACCAUUUUCAUGGUAAAAUUAGCUCAUUUUAGGGGUCAAGCGGUCUCUUGCAGUGAGUCAGUACUUAUUCAUUCGCAGUGGCGGUUCCAGACUAAUUGUAGGGAGGGGGGCCUGGCUGGGGCAAUGAAAUUUGUCAGAGGGGCAUAUUCCACCCACUUCUAGCAAACGUUACAGUUUACCUUACCGCAACACAUUUAUAGACUGAGUUGCUGACGUGUAUUCCUCUCCAUUGCUCUCUGUCCGCCGUUCCAAAUGGAGAAAAAGGACAUUACGUCCUAUUUCUGCACCGUAAAGACGAAUAACAAUGAAACAGACAAAUUCAGACGAUCGUAUCGAGAGAGCUGAAGAGAAACAAGUUGAGAGUGCCAGCGAAAGAGAGCCAGGGAACCCAGGAGACAGUGGUUGUCAGAGAGAGGAAACGGACCAGGGAAAAGAGACCGUUGAAGAUCCUGAGAGUGAGAUACAAGAAAACUGUGACACACACACAGACAAUAGACAGUCGUCAACCAUGACGAAAAGGCGGGACAAGGACGAAAAGGAACCGCUGUGCUGCUGCGAGUAUGUCAACAGACACGGCGAGAGAAGCCACGUGGGGGCUUGCUGCUGCGACUGUGAAGAUCUGGACGAUGCCUGCGACAGAUUUUUUAAGCGAGAGCCUCAAAGUCCAGAUGCACUGUCCCGCGUGGCCGCCGACAUCAGCGACCGCGUACGUAUUCCCUGGCUGGGAGGCGGCGCCCGCAGAGUGGACUUGUCCGUCAUCCCCCCUUUGGUCUUUCUUCCGGCGCUGCUGCACCUCGCCGCGUUCCACUUCCUGCUCGGCGUGACGGUUCUGAUCACUACGCCGGGCAUGUUGCUGUGGUACUACUACUUCACCCACCGCAAAAAAGCUCGGACGCUGUUUUUUCUGAGCCUAGCGGUUUUCUCCUUGGCCUACAUGUACUACGUAUUCAUCACCAAAGUGGUACCGCGCGGGGGCGUCGGUGCCGUUGAGCUCGGCUUGGUCACCACCGGGAUGCUGCUCACCUUGCUGGGCCUCGCAAACACCAAGAGAGGCCCAGGCUUUGUGAAGGCCACAGAGUCGGAUCCUGUUCUUGAAGACCAGCUGGGAUGGUCACAAGAGGCUGAGCCUAGCUGGAAGAACUGGUGUUCCGUGUGCCGGGUGGUGCGGCCCCCAAGGGCGGGACAUUGUCGGAUAUGCGGGGUCUGCGUGCGGCGUCAUGACCACCACUGUGUCUGGAUCGACAGCUGCGUGGGGCGGGAUAACCACCGCAGCUUCUUGUUGACUCUUGUCGUCUUCCUAUCCACGUCCUUGUACGGGAUCGGUUUGACUCUGCGGAGCGUGUGUUCGGAGCAAAACGUCCUCACCGCUUUGUUCUACUGCCCGGGAGUCUACGAGGAAUAUAGUGCCUCCAUAUGCUUCACGAGCGCCUGGUACUGCGCCGUGGUGUCGUGCGGCGUCCUCCACCUCCUGCUCACUCAGCUGCUCAACAUCAGCUACAACGUGACGGAGCGCGAGGCGCGCACCGCCGUCAGGGAACGCUCUGGCCGCCGAGUCUUGUGGGGACUAGCCGUGGACACCGGCGUCCACUCGCGGGGCCUGUGGGCCAACUGGGUCGAGUUUUUGACCAUGCCGGAGGAACGGAUGCCCCGACGUUGCCAUCCGGGGAGCGGAGAUGACGAGUCAUGCGUGAAAGUCAGUCAUUAUGACAUUCAUCCAGCUUUAGGGGCGUCCUCACGCCCAGACGACGCCUGAUCAGCAUGUCUACCGCUGGCACAAAAAGCCGCAGGUUGACAGGCCCGCUAUUUUUCUGCAGCGGACAGGUACAAAUAUACAUUUACUGACAGUCGAGAGGUUCAGGGUUCCAAUAUCGGUUCAAGUGUUGUUUUUUUUAUUUUUUUUUAUGUUCUCCAUGUGCUAUUGUGUUUUCUACAUUUUCCUCCCUCAUUCUAAAAAAAAACAAACAACCCACUCAUGUAAAGUUCAUUGAAGACUAAAUGAGGGCGGGGUAAAGUCUGGCUAGCUCGGAUCUUUCAUUUGCCGACCUGAGUAUUUACAUGAUCGAUGUCAAACUCAAGGCUACACAUCAAAUCAUUUGGCCGACUUAAGCAAAUGAAAUGUGUUGACUUCCUGUUUGUUGCGAAAUGGAUUUGUCAUUUUGGCAGAAAAUCUUAAAUCCAACAAAACCUUUACAGAAUACUUCAAUGCCACAUGCCACUUUUUAUAUUGACUUCCGAUUUAAAAUUCAAUUUGAUGUUAAAAAUAUAUGAAUAUGAUGAGGUGAUACUUUUAUGUUUUUCCCCCAUUAUAACCCAUUACACUAUGUCGCGGCCUGUGACGAAAACGAAUGGGACAGCCCUGAUUUUGGUGAAUUCAAAUGAUUUUUUUUACGAAUGUUUUAAGAUGUUUAGCGUAUUCAAUAAUCAAUAAUUGAUUGUAAAUUCUAAACUG
Molecule: messenger RNA, 2835 nt
Organism: Hippocampus comes (tiger tail seahorse)
Lineage: Eukaryota; Metazoa; Chordata; Actinopteri; Syngnathiformes; Syngnathidae
Gene: zdhhc23b
Product: zDHHC palmitoyltransferase 23b
Exons: 6
Coding region: 691-2139 (482 amino acids)
Biological process (GO): peptidyl-L-cysteine S-palmitoylation; protein targeting to membrane
Cellular component (GO): Golgi apparatus; endoplasmic reticulum
Molecular function (GO): protein-cysteine S-palmitoyltransferase activity
Source: RefSeq, a predicted model, not a curated record